CGAGACACGAACUACUCCGUACACCGUACUACUUCUUGUGCAGUCCUCCCCGCAGCCAGCGUCGGAGCAGACGGGAAUGGCUUCCCGCCUCCUAACCAGAUCAACGGCCGCGGUCCUCCUCUCCCACCUCCGCUCCAGGGCCCCGAACCCUACCCACCAUAUCCUCCCCCAUGGCACUGCCAUGUCCUCCCUUCUGGGGCCCACUCACGGCCUUCCUGCUACCGCCAGAUCAUGCCCCCUUCGCGAGCCGGCUCGGUGGUUCUCUUCCCCGGCGCCGGUGGUGGAGGCGCCGAGGACCGCUGACGGUAUGACGGUAGACGCGAUCGCCGACAAGGGGUGGACGAUCCUCGCCGAGGCCGAGAGCGACUGGCGCAGCCACGCCGCCGCCGUCGCACAGUCCAUCAAGCUUAUCAAGAAGCGCCUCAAGUGGAAAUGGUUACUGGAGAGAUCGAAGCAAUUAGCUGUGGUAUUGGAGAGGCCAGAUCUCUGGGAGGAUCCAGUUUUCGCUGGGAAGGUUAGCCGUGAGCAAGGCGAGCUCAUGGGCAAGAUUAAGUCAGUGAACCAAUUCGAGCAGGAAUUGAUGGAGCACAUCGACAUGUUGAGGCUUGCACGCGAAGAGGGUGAUAAUGAACUCGAAACGGAAUCCAUGAGAGCAUUAGCCGAUAUGAGAAGAAAUGCAAAGGAGAAAGAACUCAAUGCGUUGCUUUCUGGAGACAAUGACUCUUACCCUUGUUUCAUUGAGGUUCAAGCAGGAGCCGGAGGCAUUGAGAGCAUGGAUUGGGCUGCCAUGGUUAUGAACAUGUAUAGAUCAUGGGCUCAACGACGUGGAUACGCAGUCACUGUAGUAGAAGAAAUGCCUGGUGAAGUAGCAGGAAUCAAGAGGGCUACUAUCAAAGUUGAUGGUGACUAUGCAUUUGGAUAUGCCAAAUCGGAAAUAGGAGUUCAUAGAUUAGUGCGGAUUUCUCCAUUCGACAGUGGAAAGCGGCGGCACACUUCCUUUGCUGCUGUGGCUGUAAUACCUAUUCUUGGUGAUGCCUCUAGCAGAUACCAGAUAAACGAUUCAGAUCUUCGGAUAGAACGCUUUCGUUCUGGUGGACCUGGUGGCCAGCAUGCCAACACAACAGAAAGUGCUGUUAGAAUUGUGCACAUCCCAACUGGUACAACGGCAACUUGUCAAAAUGAGAGAUCACAACAUAUGAAUAAGGCAUCAGCAAUGGCAGUGCUCCAAUCUAGGCUCGAUCAGCUUGAGAUUACCCGUCAAGCACAGAUGAAUGCAGAGCACACACAAUCUCUCUCUGAAAUAAGCUGGGGCAACCAAAUAAGAUCUUAUGUGCUCCAUCCAUACCGUAUGGUCAAAGAUCUCAGGACUAACUAUGAAGUGUCUGAUCCUGAUUCAGUCCUGGAAGGCGACCUAGAUGAUUUCAUCUUCAACUUUUUGUCAUCAUCAUUGGAUAAAGAUGAUGGAAAUGUCUGACCACAAAUCAUGGUUACCAUUUAUCAUUAGCAUUAACGUACAGUGUCCAAGUGAUUGCAAGAGAGAUGCUUCUCUUUUUACUACACUGACAAAUACAACACAGAUCUCAAUUGGUGAAAGGUACGGACUAGUUUUCAAAUGAAACAUCAGAGCAAGUUUCCCAGAACGAAUGUUAUAGUCUACCUUUGUAGCUAGAGAGAAGGUAAUGUAAUGGAAAUAUGCUUGAUUGUUUGCCUAUAUUUAAUUAGAGAAGGUAUGUUGUUGUUGCCAAUGGUGACAGAUACAUCACCUCAUGUCAAUCUGGCACCUCAUUGUAAUAAACACCUGCUAGAUUGAGCUAGGCAAUCUAUAAAUGUUCUUCAUAAGGAAAUAACUAUCACACUGUAGUCAUUUUUCCUGUAAAUUUAGUACUUACAAUUGCAAGGA
Molecule: messenger RNA, 1900 nt
Organism: Brachypodium distachyon (stiff brome)
Lineage: Eukaryota; Viridiplantae; Streptophyta; Magnoliopsida; Poales; Poaceae
Product: peptide chain release factor PrfB2, chloroplastic
Exons: 7
Coding region: 77-1474 (465 amino acids)
Biological process (GO): translational termination
Cellular component (GO): cytoplasm
Molecular function (GO): translation release factor activity, codon specific
Source: RefSeq, a predicted model, not a curated record